Cuscuta campestris is the source of this 1191-nucleotide messenger RNA. NCBI's taxonomy places the organism in Eukaryota, Viridiplantae, Streptophyta, Magnoliopsida, Solanales, Convolvulaceae. The record is from the annotation of a GenBank genome assembly.
CUUUAAUAUUUCACUCUGAAUUUCAAGAAAAGUUCUCAAAUUUUAUUUCUGUCAAUAAUUAGUUGUUUUUGCAUGUGGUCUCUCCCAUUUGUUCCCAAAUAAGUGGACAUUUUUCAAGAAGCUAAAAUCCCAUAUUGGGUUUUCUUUGUUUCCUUUUUGUUAUUAAAAAAAAUCUAAUCUUUUUGGUCUCCAAACAAAAAAAAAGAAUGGAGAUUCAACCAAGUAAUGAGGAUGCAGAAAUGGCAAUUCCCAUCAACAGCACAUAUGGUGGUGGUGGCCAUCCCCACCACCACCACUACCACCACCACCAAAUGAUGCACAACCACAUAAAGAUCCCAUCUUGUAAUGAUGGACCCACAAUGGCCCACCAAGGGAUGGGGACCCACAAGAAGAUGGCCAACAUCAAGUACAGGUACAGGGAGUGCCUGAAGAACCAUGCUGCUGCCAUGGGAGGGAUAGCCAUUGAUGGGUGUGGUGAGUUCAUGCCCAAUGGUGAGGAAGGAAGCCUUGAAUCCCUCACUUGCUCUGCCUGCAAUUGCCACAGAAAUUUCCACAGGAAAGAAUUGGUAGGCCAUUUCCACUACCACCACACCUCGGGCCCACAUCUCAAUACGCAGGUCUGCCCGGUGGGCCACCACGACAACUCUCUGUCUCGUGGGCCACCCCAGCAGGCCAUCGUAUUUGAGCCACACGACAGCGGGCUAUCCCACCACUACACCUCGGGCCCACAUCUCAAUACGAAGGUCUGCCCGGUGGGCCACCACGACAACGCUCUGUUUGGUGGGCCACCCCAACAGGCCAUCGUAUUGGAGCCACACGACGGCGGGGCAGGGGUGAAGAAGAGGCACAGGACAAAGUUCAGCCAGGAGCAGAAGGACAAAAUGGUCAAGUUUGCAGAGAGGGUAGGGUGGAAGAUACACAAGGAGGAGGAGCCAGUGGUGCAGCAGUUCUGCCAAGAGGUUGGGGUGAAGAGGAGAGUUCUCAAAGUGUGGAUGCACAACAAUAAGAAUACCCUUUGCCCCAAGAAGGGCAUGCAACUGCCCUAAACUUAUGAGACCCUAUAAAAUUAAGGGCAUGUUGCAGCAAGUGAAGAUGAUCUGAUCUCAUGUUAGCUGUCCUACUUUGUUUAGUUAGUUUCACUUCCACUAUGUUUAAGGAAAUUGGAAAGAAAAGUAAAAGUGGAAAUAUUCC